UCUAUCAUUUGCAUCCUUGUUAGAAUAGCAUUAUUCUUUCAUAACUGAUCUCUAAAUGUCUUGAUCUUGGCUGGCUGCCUAGAUCUUGGAGCUUUUUAUACCAACUCUUAUAAUUUUGUUCAAGCAUUGUACGCUUUUAAAACCUAAAUAUAAUCUCAAACCUCAGGAUAAUUGACCAUCAGGAGUUUAUUGAGCAUUGAGACAUCUUGUUUAUUGAGCAUUGAGACAUGGAGUACAUUAGUCCGGAGGGUCUGCGUGUAGAUGGGCGUCGUCCAUUAGAAAUGCGCCAACUGCAUGCACAAGUUGGAGUUGUUGACAAAGCAGAUGGGUCUGCUAUUUUUGAAAUGGGGAAUACUAAAGUCAUUGCAGUGGUAUAUGGGCCUCGUGAGGUCCAAAACAAAAGUCAGCAGCUUCAUGAUCAGGCUUUGGUUCGCUGUGAAUACAGUAUGGCAAAUUUUAGUACAGGAGAUCGUGUGAGACGUCCAAAAGGUGAUAGACGAUCAACCGAAAUUUCUCUAGUCAUUCGACAAACAAUGGCGGCAGCUAUAUUGACACGUCUAAUGCCACGAUCUCAGAUAGACAUAUUUGUUCAAGUUCUUCAAGCAGAUGGAGCAACUUUAGCACUUGCUGAUGCUGGCAUUCCCAUGUGUGAUUUGAUCACUUCCUGUGCUGCUGGGUACCUUAAUAGUACACCUUUGCUAGACAUGAACUAUGUCGAAGAUAGUGCUGGGGGUCCUGAUGUUACAGUGGGACUCAUGGCGAAAAUGGAAAAAGUGACACUUCUUCAGAUGGAUGCAAAGCUUCCACUGGACAUAUUUGAAAGUGUAAUGCAACUAGCAAUUGAAGGUUGCAAAGCAAUAGUUCGUUACAUCCAAGAGGUACUGCUGGAGAAUACAAAACAGCUAGAAUAUCAAAAAGUACUCAGGACAUAAACAUAUAUUUUUGAUAAAAUUCCAUUAGAUUUUUGUGUGUCUAAGUAUUGCUGAUAUGUAAGCGUAGGGCUUAUGCAUUUGACCAUGAGAAAUAGGUGCUGUUCUCCUUGUAGUAGAAUAUACCAUCACUUUUUUGAGGCUCCUGUAAAUUUCUAGUCAACUUGCUUUGACAAUCAGCAUGUAAUCGUCUUUAUGGCUUGCAAAAACUUUCAAAGGCUGCUUGUCUUGAAGUUUGGUAAAGAACUUCAGAAAAAGUGAUAUAUGCUGCUGGAUGAGAGAAAUGAAAUAUACGAAGUGAUGUAUGUUGGUGAUGAGGAAAAUUAAACAUAUGUAUCUUUUUAUUUUUCAGUAAAUUUGGAGCUUAGUCCA
Messenger RNA from Cryptomeria japonica (Japanese cedar), 1301 nucleotides. RefSeq names its product exosome complex component RRP41 homolog. The transcript has 11 exons. Gene Ontology annotation, biological process: poly(A)-dependent snoRNA 3'-end processing; U4 snRNA 3'-end processing; nuclear mRNA surveillance. Gene Ontology annotation, cellular component: nucleolus; cytoplasmic exosome (RNase complex); nuclear exosome (RNase complex). Bases 228 to 932 code for a protein of 234 amino acids. The record is from RefSeq and is a predicted model, not a curated record. Lineage: Eukaryota; Viridiplantae; Streptophyta; Pinopsida; Cupressales; Cupressaceae.